This is a messenger RNA of Nelumbo nucifera (sacred lotus), 1567 nucleotides long. RefSeq names its product G-protein-coupled receptor 1 (gene GCR1). Gene Ontology annotation, biological process: adenylate cyclase-activating G protein-coupled receptor signaling pathway; cell surface receptor signaling pathway. Gene Ontology annotation, molecular function: G protein-coupled receptor activity. The record is from RefSeq and is a predicted model, not a curated record. Lineage: Eukaryota; Viridiplantae; Streptophyta; Magnoliopsida; Proteales; Nelumbonaceae. Gene Ontology annotation, cellular component: plasma membrane.
UUACUCGCCCAUCGCCAGUGCCACCUCGCGUCGCCUAAUAAUCGAGGCCCGCCUCUUUUGUGGCCGCGAAACCACAUUCCGACCGUGAUGGCAACAGUGCAGAUGAUUGGAAAUCUGAGUGCGCACGAUCGUCGAAUUCUGACGUCCGUGAACGCGGGGGCCUCGAUUCUUUCAUUUACUGGCUCCUCUUUCAUCGUUCUCUGCUACGUCCUCUUCAAGGAGCUUCGCAAAUUUUCUUUUAAGCUUGUCUUCUUCCUUGCUCUCUCAGAUAUGCUUUGCAGCUUCUUCAGCAUAGUUGGGGACCCAUCAAAAGGGUUCUUUUGUUAUGCUCAAGGCUACAGUACACAUUUCUUUUGUGUGGCAUCAUUUCUAUGGACCACAACAAUUGCAUUUACUCUUCAUCGCACUGUUGUUAGACAUAAAACUGAUGUUGAGGAUUUGGAACCCAUGUUUCACUUGUAUGUUUGGGGAACUUCUCUUGUUAUGACUGUCAUACGCUCUAUAGGCAAUGAUACUGGACGCUUAGGUGCAUUGUGUUGGACUCAAACAGGACGUGCAGGAAAGGUGGUUCACUUCAUAACAUUUUAUGUUCCACUCUGGGGUGCAAUUCUUUUCAAUGGUGUUACAUACUUCCAAGUCAUACGUAUGCUGAACAAUGCAACCCGUAUGGCAGUCGUCAUGUCAGACAGAUCACUUCAAUCUGAUGCCAGAGUUGACAUGAAGGCUUUAAACCGGUGGGGUUAUUAUCCACUGAUUCUGAUAGGAUCAUGGGCAUUUGGAACAAUAAAUCGUAUACAUGAUUUUAUUGAACCAGACCACAAAAUAUUUUGGCUCUCUGUUCUUGAUGUUGGAAUGGCUUCACUUAUGGGUUUAUUCAACUCAAUUGCUUAUGGCCUUAACUCUUCAGUGCGACGGGCAAUAUAUGAAAGAAUAGAUAUAUGGUGUCCAGAGAGGUUCCGGAGAUGGUUACCAAGUUCUUCAAGGCUCAGAGGCCAACAGCAUCAAAGUGAACUGAUCUCGUUGAAGAUCCAAGAUCAACAAUAGCACUUAAGUUUCCUUGAUAUGUUCUCUUGGUAGCUUUGGUUUCUUCUAAUAUUUUCUCAUUUCACCAAACUUGAGGGAGAAGGAUGAAGCUGAGAAGCGAAGAGGAAACCAACCCCUAUUAUUUGAGACAAGUGCGUGAGAUUCCAGGUGCCCUCCCCCCUCUUUAUUGUUAUUAUCUGAUCUACACUUUUUUUAGUACAGUUUGUUCUCUUUUUCCUAAUGUAAACUGCUUCUGUACACGUCGAUCUCAACAUAUGGGAUAAUGUAUACAGAUGAAAAAUUCAAUUGAUGGGCAAGUGGUUGGUUAAUUUGGAAUUCUUUAAGGCAGGGAACCUACUAGCAGUCAACAGUAGCUGAGGUGGCAUGUUUGUCAGCUACAGUGAGCAUGCUUUUUUGUUGUGCAGAAAAAGAGUGAGUACUUGGUAUUAUGAUUCAAAUACUAGCGGUACGAUUUAUUUGUAUAUUUCACCAACACUAAACCAGUACUCAUGAAAUGAUUAUUCAGUUUGAUAUUUUUUAGUCU